Molecule: messenger RNA, 4843 nt
Organism: Equus caballus (horse)
Lineage: Eukaryota; Metazoa; Chordata; Mammalia; Perissodactyla; Equidae
Source: RefSeq, a predicted model, not a curated record
CAGCGUAAGAGACAGUCAGUGAAUCAGCAAGACAAUUCUUUCCAUUGACCGACCCAGGAAACAUUCCCAUGAGCAUACUCCGCACCCAGACGGGAUUGAAUGAGUAUUUUCUGAAUUAUAACAAUAGCCAAUACUGACAUGGUGUCAGGCCCUAUGAGUCAGGCCUCACGCUAGCAUUUCCAUGUUAAUUCCCUUCUUACCCAUGAUUGGAUGGGUAAGACGACCCAUUCCUGGGUAAGAAGAGACAGACAGCUCUUUUCAAAUCCACUUUUUGUUGAAUGACUGUAGUACGAUCUUGGGCAAGUUAUUUAACCCUCUCUGUCUUACUUUCCUCACUUAUAAAGUGGCAUAUUUGAUGGGGUUGAUAGGAGCAUUAAAGUAAUUAACAUAUAUAAAGUGCUUAGAAAGUGGUACCUAGAAUGUGCAAGUUUAAUUGCAAUCUAAGCCAUUAUCAUUUAAUUAUAUAAUUAUAGUAAUAUUAUAUAAUAUAUAACAUUAUACAAUACUGAUACAGACUAUUCUUACUAUUAUUCAAAAUGUUAGCUCAGUAUCCUGAAGGAGCACAUACUCUAAUAGGCAACUGCAGUAUUACCUUAAAACACUUCCAGAAAAACAUUGCAACACCUGGCAGAGUUAAACCAUGAGGUAUGUGGCUUCCAGGGACUGUAAGCAUCCGAAACAAAAACGCUCAUUUUUGUGUACCACAGGAAGCUCUGGGUAGGUACAUCUUGUCUCUGGACAUCAAGUGACAAGCACAUCAGAAAACGUCCUUUCUCCAAUGGAAGCAAUUUGGAGUUUCUUGAAACUAGAACACUUUAGCAGUGUUCCUCUGUCCCCACUUAAACCAUAAGAACUCCUUUUCCUUGUAAGCCCACCAGUACUCCAUGUAAUGCCUGUAGAGAUUCAGUUCGUCGCUGUUUUGGCUUCUGCCAAGAGGCUUUCUGGAGAGAACACAGUCCAACAAAUUCUGUACCCUCACAUCUUCUUCAAGAGAGGCAGCAUUUAGUUGUUCGAGCCCUGGAAUGCUGUUCUAAAAGCUGACAAGGGCCGCUCCUAUGAACCCCUCUUGGGGACCCUUAGAUUUAGGGACGCGUCUCAGAGACAGGGCGUAAGUUCAGAACUCCAGGCCGUAGUGGCUAACUUGAUCAUUCAGCUACAUGGUUUUUACAGGAAUUCAAAGGAGGAAGUAAUUAUCACUGCCUGCGUGGGUUACCACAGGGGUUAGCCUGGAGGAAACUUCUGGAUGGAACCUUUCGGGAAGAGAAGCAAUGGGAGGGUAUUCCAGGCCCAGGGGAGAAUAGAGUAGACAUUAAAACUUUGAGGUUGCAUGACGUAUUUAGGGAACAGCAAACAGACCCACUGGGGCAAGAGGCAGGAGGUGAGGGCCACAAAGAUCUUGUGGUAGAGUUGUGCUCUCAAGUGGCUCUCAGAGGACAUGCAGGAGAGAAUUAGCAAAAGCAUUUAGAGCCAAAGGAUGUAGGCAUGGAUGGGGGGGGACAAGACUGUGUCCAAGAGAGCAGCAGACGCUGCUCUGUCUCACUACAUAACCUCGACUAACUGAGAGGCAGGAGGACAAUGGCAUCUGAUGAUCAAUAGUGUCCAGAAGUUGUCGGAGUGAGAUAGAAAUGUGGUCUAGGCUCUCUGCCUUCAGGGCGAAACUGGUAUUUUUUAAGACAUUGUUUAACUUUAAAUUUUUUGCCCUUUUGUCCAGAUAAAUAUAUAUUCCCCCCUCUGACAAAUAAAUGUAUGUCAAAAAUUACAGCUUUGGGGGCGAGGGAAAGACGAGGCAUGAGGCACAGCUCCUUUACAAGACCACCUGGGACGAGUCUCAAGGCCUGACGCCCUUUUGGUAACACAUUGGCUCUACCACUGCCCAGGAAGGCGGGCUGGGGCAGCAGGGAAGACAUGUCCAAGGCAAAUCUUGUAGCCACACUGCCGUGCACGUCCUGUUAUUCUUUUUUGUCACCAUGGGAAGGGAAUGGCAGCAAAAAGCAGCAUCCCUCUUAUACAUGGAGAAACAGAUUCUAGAGUGAGGAAGACCAUAGCACCCUUUGCCCUUAUGAGAAACCCAUAAUAGCGAAGUGUGUAAACAUGGGGACUGUGGACUGCCUGCCAGUGAUCCCCAACUCCACUACUUAUGAGCACUGUGAUAUUGAACAAGUUAAUUAACCUCUCUGUGCCCUAGGUAUUUUAUCCAUAACAUGGCAAUAAUAAUAAUUGGUCACUUUCUUAACUGUAAAAUCAGGAUAAUGAAUUAUGAGGAUUAAAUGAAUAUAAAGCACUAACCAGAAUGCCUGAUAAGUAGUAAGGACUCAGUAUAAUUUUUUCCAGAAAUAAUGUUCAAAUGUAGGGGUAAGAGAUUAAGAAAAACGGAGGGUAGACAUUGGUGAUUACUUCAAAUAACAAUGUGGAGUUAUUUUAAAGGCAGAGAUCCUUCAGAUGCUGUGAAUCGAGUCACCGAAAAGCAGAAAAGGCCACAGAAGCUUGACCAUUACCUUCCAGAGAGGAACAAUCAAUUUUUGAAAAUUUGGCUAAAAAAAUACCCUUGGCUUGUAUAUGAUGAGAUACUAAAUCUUAUGUUCUGUGACCUGUGUCGUAAGCAUGGAGUGAAGUCAAGGGGAAAUCAAGUGAGUUUUUUUUAUGGCACUGACAACUUUAGGACUGAAUUUCUCCAUGCACAUCAUCUCAGCGAGGCUCAUGCCAGGGCUUCAUUAAUGGAAGCAACAAGUGGUUCUCCAGUGAACAGAGCCACCACGGAGCUGAUGGUGAGGACUGUGAGCAAAGUAACCCUCGGGAGAGUAGAGAACUUAUUCAGAUCGUGUCACGCUAUCGCCAAGACUGGACGUCCCCUCAAAGAUUUUAUUUGGAUGUGCAAGUUGGAUGACAUGAAGGGUGUUGAUAUUGGCCCAGUAUUCAGAACUAACAAAUCAGCAAGAACAUUUACAUAUUUUAUUGCUGAAGUGGAACGGAAAAAUCUAAGAGAUAAACUAGUAAAAAGUAAGUUUUUCUCCAUCAUCAGUGAUGGAAUCACAAACAAUUCAGCCAAGGAAGCUGAACUUGUCUAUGUGCAGUUUGCACAUGCAGGAAGAGUGCAUUGCCAAGUUGUCGGGGUACAAACAGUGGAAAAGAGGGAUCCUCUGGCAAUAAAAAAUGCCAUUGAGAAAACUCUGGAGAGGAAUCUUCAACUUAGGCUGUCGAACCAAGACUGGACAAAGAAACUGGUUGGUUUUGGAAGUGGCGGUGCGCCUGGCUCAGAGAGAGAAAGCAAUGGGGUGGCCCUGAUUUUAAGAGAAAUCCAGCCAUGUGUGCUGACUGUGUAUUGCUUUGCACAUCAUCUUGAACUAUCUUACAAGGCAGUGUUCCAGAGCAUUCCCCUGUACAACAAUGUGAGAGACCUUCUUUACAGCCUUUAUCACUUCUAUCAUAAUUCUCCUCCUCAUAAAAUUUCUCUGAUAACUGCCUUCAAAGACCUUCGCCUCCGACCUGUGAUGCCUUCUCAGGUAGGAGGCAGGAGGUGGCUUCAGGGAUUACAGGCAGCCCUCCAGAACUUUCUCAAGGGAUAUCCUGCAAUUGUCCAGCAACUGAAUUCACCUAUGUUACAGGCAAAUGAACGCGGAAGUGACACCAGUCAUCAGAAAGCCAAAGAACUUCUAGAGUUACUUCUGCAAGCAGACAUCGUUAAAUUCAUUCAUUUCUUGGUGGAUGUCAUCAGUGUCCUUAGUAUUCUGUCCCGAGUCAAUCAGAACAGAAAUUCUUCAAUUGCUGAUAUAUUUGCCACCUUACAGUCCACACUAGAAAUACUCAGAAUGUAUCAAACAAGACCAGGGCCAAAAGAACGUAGGGUGGAUUCAGUCACACACUUUCAUGGUAAGUGCCUCAGAGGAAAGGGAAACAUUUCUGACGUGAGAAACACUGUUUUAACACAUCUUAUCAAGAGGCUGCGAGGCUGUUUCAGAGAUGCCGGCCAAGAUGUGGUGAAGGCAACCAUGAUUGGAAGCUUUAAGCUGUGGCCCACAAAGAUAAAUCAAGAAUUGGGAGAAAAAGAAGUAUCCAUCCUGAUUGCACAUUAUGAACCAGUAUUGGAAGCUGCCAAUGUGAAAAUUGAUGAAGUGGACACUGAAUGGAGCAUGUUGAAAUUAGAGAUUUAUGCUAGAUUUCAGAACAUCCGCGAAUUGACCUGGGAUGUUGUGAAUUCUGUUUACUUACCCAAGUAUCCAAAUAUCUUGACACUAGUGGACCUCGUGCUGACCCUCCCUGCAAGUUCAGCUGAGGCGGAACGCGGCUUUAGUCAGAUGAAACGCACCAAGUCACAGAUGCAUGCCAAGAUCAAGGCUGAUAGUAUGACAGAUCUGCUGAUAAUUCAGUUGAAUUCUCCGGACAUCAAUAACUUUGACCCUAGGAAAGCUAUCCAUUUAUGGAAUACGAGAACACCAUCUUCAACUGGUGACACAAGACCUAAUUCAGAUUGCUCAUCAAACCCAGAAAGCCAUUAUGAAAGUGAUUAGUAAUGUGACAAAUGUCAACUUUGUUAUUGAUCAUAUCAAAAAAAAGAUUAGUUUCAAAAACCUGAAAUUUAAAAGUACAACAGUCAUCAGUCUUCACAUCAAACACAAAAAGCAUUUGGCAUCUUCCAGACGUACAAACCGAAAAUCCAAAGAUUAGUUUUCUUGUAACUUUUUAAUUCUAUUUCUAUAUUCACACAUUCUUUGGGUGGAAGUGUAUAAUUCUAAGCAAUGGUGUUAUUUUGAUGUCAUCUUUCUGGGUGUUAUUGCUAAGGGUUGCCAGACUAUGAUCGUGGUCUGAGUUCCUUUAAGCCUGGCAUAAAAUUAUUUUUCCUGGAUAA